Molecule: messenger RNA, 1129 nt
Organism: Hyaloscypha bicolor E
Lineage: Eukaryota; Fungi; Ascomycota; Leotiomycetes; Helotiales; Hyaloscyphaceae
Product: putative oxidoreductase
Exons: 4
Coding region: 1-1047 (348 amino acids)
Source: RefSeq, a predicted model, not a curated record
AUGGAAUACGUGCAGCUAGGAAAAUCUGGCCUGAAGGUCUCAAAGGUGAUCCUGGGAGCGAUGUCCUUGGGAGAUCCGUCGCCCACGAUGGGCUGGACAAUCCCCGAAGCCCAAGCCCUGCCGAUCCUCAAGCAUGCUUAUGACUUGGGUAUCAAUACAUGGGAUACCGCCAAUGUCUAUUCCAACGGCCAGUCAGAACGCAUUAUUGGGAAAGCUCUUCGCGAAUACAAGAUCCCUCGCGAACGUGUGGUCAUUUUGUCGAAGAUCUUCAGCGGCAUGCCCGAAGAUAUAGAUAAGCUGACCGACGCCGAAAGAUUUACGAAGAUGUCUGUCAAUGAUGGAGACAUGGUGAACCAAGUCGGGCUUUCAAGGAAGAACAUCUUUGCUGCCGUGGAUGCGAGCAUCGCCCGUCUCGGGACUUAUAUGGAUGUCUUGCAGAUCCAUCGCUUGGACCGCGAAACCCCGCGUGAGGAGAUCAUGAAAGCUUUGAAUGAUGUUGUUGAGAGCGGGAAGGCGCGCUACAUUGGCGCUUGCUCGAUGCAUGCGUGGGAGUUCCAAACGCUCCAGAAUAUCGCGAAAGAGAACGGCUGGCACCAGUUCAUUAGCAUGCAGGACUACUACAGUUUGCUCUUUCGUGAGAAUGAGCGAGAAAUGAUCCCCUAUUGCCGAGACACCGGAGUUGGCGUCAUCCCCUAUUCUCCGCUUGCGCGGGGUCUGCUCACUCGACCGUACAGUACAGAGCCAACGACCCGCCAGAAGACCGAUGUUUUCGCCGACUUCCUUCUUGGAAAGACCACAAGUGCGGAUAUUGAGAUCAUUGGGCGAGUAGAAGAGCUUGCGAAACGCAAGGGCGUUAGUAUGGCUACCAUCGGGCUCGCUUGGUGUACUGCUCGAGGAGUAAUUCCGAUUGCUGGGCUUGGAAGUAUCGACAGAGUCAAUGAGACGGUCGAGGGAUUCAAGGUGGCUAAGGCAGGGCUUCUUGAGAAAGAGGAUAUCGACUUCCUCGAGGAGAAGUAUGUGGCAAAGCCUGCAUUUGGUGGAAUGUAGCUCAAUCAAUCCACAUAAUUAGGAUGGUGGCCGGAAACAAUUACGUAGGCAUCUUUUUGAUCUAGUUAGGCAACAAGCUCUU